AUGGGGGUCGUCUCUGAAUGCGGCUGUAUUCGGGAACAGGAUCAAACGGAAGCCUGCAAACCUGAGUGGCCUCGCCAGGAAACAUUUUGGCCCCGGAUUUACUGCUACAGGGAGCUCCUGCACCAGGUUCAGAUGGCGAAGCUCUACCAGGACGACAAGCAGUUUGUGGACAUGCCACUGUCCUCGACCCCAGACCGAGUUCUGCAGCACUUCCGGGAGCUGGCCGCCCGCCACAACCACAGCAUUCCCACGCCACUGCUUCGCGCCUUCAUCCAGGAACGCUUCCAGGCCGCGGGGCGGGAGCUGCAGCCCUGGACCCCCAAGGACUGGAAGGACAGCCCCCGGUUCCUGCAGAAGAUCUCGGACCCCAAGCUGCGAAUCUGGGGGGAGCAGCUGCACCAGCUCUGGAAGAAACUGGGAAAGAAGGUGAAGCCAGAGGUCCUCAGCCACCCGGAGCAGUUCUCUCUGCUCUACUCAGAACACCCCUUCGUUGUGUCUGGUGGGCGCUUUGUCGAAUUCUACUACUGGGACUCCUACUGGGUGAUGGAGGGGCUGCUCCUCUCUGAGAUGCCCGAGACCGUGAAGGGCAUGCUGCAGAACUUCCUGGACCUGGUGCGCAGCUAUGGACAUGUCCCCAACGGGGCCCGCGUGUACUCCCUGCAGCGGAGCCAGUCCCCCCUGCUGACUCUCAUGAUGCACUCCUACGCUCACACCAACGAUACCGCCUUCCUGAGGGACAACAUCGAGACCCUAGCUUUGGAAUUGGACUUCUGGACUGAGCACAGGAACGUCUCUGUGAGCUCGGGGGGGAAGAGCUUCAUCCUGAGUCACUAUUCUGUCCCUUAUGGGGGACCCAGGCCCGAGUCUUACAGCAAAGACGGGGAGGUCAGGCAUCUGGGUGGGGCUGGGACCCUGAUGUUGUGUGUCAGGCCCCGGUCCCCGGUCUGCUGCUGCCUCGUCAUCACAGGGGACCAGGAAGCUCUGUGGGCUGAGCUCAAGGCUGGGGCCGAGUCUGGCUGGGACUUCUCCUCGCGUUGGCUCGUCAAAGGCCCGAACCCCAACUUGCUGAGCAGUAUCCGGACCAGCAAACUCGUGCCUGUUGAUCUCAAUGCCUUCCUGUGCCAGGCAGAGGAGCUGAUGAGCGACUUCUACUCCAGACCGGGGUACGAUCUCCAAGCCACAAAAUACAGAAAUAUGCGGGAACAGCUCUUGGCUGCCAUGAAAGCCAUUCUGUGGAAUGAGGAGAACGGUGCCUGGUUUGACUAUGACCUUGAGAACAGAAGGAAAAACCUCGAGUUUUACCCAUCCAACCUUAGUCCUCUCUGGUCUGGCUGUUUCUCUGACCCGGGAGUCGUGGACAAGGCUCUGAAAUAUCUGGAGGACAGCCAGAUCUUGACCUACCAGUACGGGAUCCCGACCUCUCUCCAGAAGACAGGCCAGCAGUGGGACUUCCCCAAUGCCUGGGCCCCCUUGCAGGACCUGGUCAUCAGAGGUCUGGCCAAGUGUCCUUCACCUCACUCCCAGGAAGUGGCUUUCCAGCUGGCUCAGAAUUGGAUCCGAACCAACUUUGAGGUCUACUCCAGAAAGUCAGCCAUGUAUGAGAAGUAUGACAUCAGCAACGGUGGUCAGCCAGGUGGAGGAGGCUGCCUGGAGCUCCUUUAGGGCUUUGGCUGGACCAGUGGAGUGGUCCUGAUGCUCCUGGACCGCUACGACGACCGACUGAGCUCGGGGACCCAGACCGCUUUCCUGGUGCCGCAGUGCCUCACAACUGCCCUUCUGCUCAGCCUCCUGCCACGUCUGCCUCAUUAAAUGUCUGCGACACCCUAGAGCUCAAGAUGGAGUCUGAAACAGGCCCCAAACCUAGUGCCCAUCAGUCCAGCGGGCCCCCGCUGGAGACGGUCCCCUCCUCACACCCGGACCAUCCUUGGGCCCUGGCAGGGCCGUACCCUGCCUCGUGGGGGCACUGUUCCUCAGCGAGCCCGGGGGCACAAAAGUGUCACAGGAAUCGGACACAAAGGGCCCUUCCCGUGAGGACCAGAGUCUCCUCUCAGCACAAGAGGGGCCGAUGGAAAAAGCUGCAGGUGACGUGCUGCUGAAGGAGCACCCCUGCCCCCAGUCUGAGAAAUGGGGUGAUUCCCGGGACUCCAGAACAGAGGCCAACAUGGAGCCCCGAAGAUCUGGUCAGUGCUCAGCCUUGCUCAGAAUUAGAGAACGCAAAUUAGAACUCCACUGAGAUACCACUUCUCACCUACCAGAAUGGCAAAAACAUGCCAAAAAUAAACAGCACCCCUUAGGUGGGGCUCUGGAGAAACAGGGGAGGUGGUCCAAUAAGUGACAGGUAAGUCCUACCAGGAUUAGGUGUUUGCCCUUCGAGCCGAUGAUUGCACGUACGGACAUUUAUUUUACAAGUAACAAAUUUACAAGCGUAUUCACCCCAACAGUAUUGGUAGUCAUGAAAUACUGCAAACAACGCAAGUGUCCCCGAGUAGAGAUUGGUUAAUAAAUUAUAGUUUAGCACGUGAGGGGAUACUACACCGCUCUUAAAUGAUUCAGAAAUCUCUGCUAUAUGGUUUCAGAAAUACAGCUUAACUUAAAAUGUAUCAGAUGUAGAUCUAUCUCACACAGAUCUGAUACGUUAGCAGUAAAACAAGGACUGCAUUGUAUGCCCCCUUUUGUGUAAGAAAACGAGUAACAGUCUAUGUUUGCAUUUGCUUUUGUUCUAAAACUCUACAAGGAUACACAAGAGAUUUAUAAUAAAAACAGUUAUCUGGAGUAA
Felis catus (domestic cat) is the source of this 2776-nucleotide messenger RNA. RefSeq names its product trehalase (gene TREH). Gene Ontology annotation, molecular function: alpha,alpha-trehalase activity. Gene Ontology annotation, biological process: trehalose catabolic process. The record is from RefSeq and is a predicted model, not a curated record. Lineage: Eukaryota; Metazoa; Chordata; Mammalia; Carnivora; Felidae.